UUUCAUGUUCAUUUAUGAUCAGUAAGGAAGUCACUUAUAAUAUAGAUGGGGAGAAGUUCACUUACUACCAAACAGCCACAAAUGUUGUUCAACUUUGGCAGUCACUACGUGUGUAUUUUGUAUGUACUAAAAUUGAAUAAAAGAAGAAUAAAAAAAAAUUCACUUACUAAUCAACAUCAAAAGAGAUAUUUAUAAUGAUGUUUAAGCCUAAAAGAUGUUUUUUGAUCAUUGGUAUCAUUAUAUUGUCUAUAGUUGGACUUCUAAUUCAGUCAGAAUACACUGGACUUACUCAAACUUUAGAAUCAAUAAAGAAAUCCACACAUAAAGACUUGUCUGCGGAUACGACAAGACCCCAGCUUACAAGAUACACAAAACAGGAUGAAAAUCAAACGUUUGCGAUUCAAGCAAAACUGGGAAAAUUAGAUCAGCCUAUUUCAAAAAAUAAAUCAAUAGAUGCUAUUGAAGUACCAACUAAUACAACACAAAAUAACACAAAAUUGACUUCCGUGAAACUAGCGACUACAAUCCCUAAAACAAUACCAGCUACAAAAUCUGUAACCACCAUACCAGGUAAAACUAUUAGGAGUAGUAAUGAGAUCUCUCAGGCUCGUAAAGUUGACUCUGACAAAUAUAUCGUAUUUUUGUGCACUGGGGAUUAUCUGUGUGGCGGUUUAGGAGACCGACUAAAAGGAAUCCAAAGUACAUUUCUUCUUGCAUUGGCACUGAAGAGAAAAUACCGGAUCAUAUCAACAGUACCUUGUGAUUUAUAUAAUCAACUUGAAGAAAACCAGGAGCCCUGGCAUGGACCUAUUACGCCUGGUCUAAAAAAUAAAACUAUAUCCAUGAUAGAUGGAUACGCAUCAUGUGGUAAUGCAAUAUUCGGUAAAACAAAUACAACAAAGGUAGAUUUUGAUGAAAAGUUUCCUGAACCUGUCCUACUCAUAAGAACAAAUCAAGGAUGGACGCAUAGAUUCCAUGAGGAACCAUAUAAAACAAUGCUCACUAGCAUAGGUUUAGAUAUCACACAUUUUACCGCAAAAAAGAUAAUCUCGAAGGUCUAUAAUCACUUGUUCAAGCUUAAACCGAAUUUGUUGUCACGGCUCCAUGAAUUCCUAAGUAGGAUUCGGUCGAAGCCUGGUAUGAAACUGGUGUGUGCCCAGAUAAGGAUCGGCUAUAACCCAUCCAUACCACAUGAAACAACGAAGAAAAAAAGAAACAAAGAAGAAUGGUUACCAGUUCUUUGGGAUUUCCUUUCUUUAUAUAACAUCUCAUCAAAAUAUAAUCUUUUCAUUACAACAGACUCGCAGGAAAUACGAGACAACUCAAAGAAACUUUUUCCCGAAAUUAUUAUGGACACGGAAGGAGAAAUUACACAUGUUGAUAGGUUUGAAAACAAAAGCAAGGCUUGUGAAGGGAUGGCGAAAACAAUCUUAGAUUUUACGAUUCUCGCUAAUUGUGACAUCACAGUUGUUAGUAGAAGCAAUUUUGGGAAGCUUUCUUCAGAGCUCCAGUCGCCCGCGUCCAAGCUAUACAUUCCAAGAGGGGAUAAUACACGAGGGGCCAGAAGGAAGCCAGGUAGGAAAGGUGUUUAACAGAACCACAAAAGCAUUCACAGAUGACUGCAGCAAAGUACAUUGUCCUCCACCAAGGAACACAAAAUGUGCUGAUUAAUAGUGACUAACACAUCACCAGACAAUCCUGUGACAUCAUCAUCUAGUCAAACUAGUCUCUGAGGGCAUCAUUAAGUCAAAAAAAUAAUAAAAUUACCAAGUCACAUUACCCUCUGACAAAAUCAUCAAGUCACAUUACCCUCUGAUAAAAUCACCAAGUCAUAUUACCCUCUGACAAAAUCACCAAGUCACAUUACCCUCUGAUAAAAUCACCAAGUCAUAUUACUCUCUUACAAAAUCACUAAGUCAUAUUACCCUCGGACAAAAUGAUCACAGUCAAAUUAUUCUCAAGACUAUAUCAGAUGACACUUUUGAAGCAAAACACAUUAUCUUUUUUAACACUGUUGAGAAGAUUGAACAAAGGACACACCAUUUUAAUAAUUAAAUGUGCCACUUAAAUGUUGUUUUAGCACAUUAAAAAAAAUUGCAUCCUAAGUGACACCAUUUUGAUGUCACUCACUCUCUGUGCUUUCUGUGUUGUGUUCUGAUGUUUUCUUUGACAUUAAAUUGUUCAUUCAUAAGGUAGAAAAUAUUUUAUUUUUAAAAACUCAUGGUAUUCUUCUGCUAUGUAAAAGCUCUAAAAUUCAUAUUUGACCAGACAUACACUGUAUAUUUAUCCAGUUUUUCAAUAGACUGUACAGCAGUAAAUCUAUUGAGAGUUCACUUUAACUCUCAUUACUUAAAUAUUUGAAGAUUACAACAAUAUCAAAUAAAUGCAAGUGGCCUUCGCCUUAAUACUAGAUUGAUGGGCUUGACCAAAAUAUCAAUGUACUUUGUGAAACAAAUCUAGCAAAAGAUUAGCUCCUCAAUCCAACAUUAAAUACACCCUAUCAAAUAUUAAAGUUAUAUGACCAAAUAUCCAAUUACUUUUCAAGUGAUUUUCAGUAUUGAAAUAAAGCUGGCUUUUCCCCUGCAUUGACGCUAUAUGUUUCACAUAAAAUAACACUCUGAUACUUGACCUGCACCCAAACUCCAAAAUAUAUUCAUUAUGACAGGUUGAUUACUUAUUGUUUGCUAGUUAAGUGUAUUUCUUCAAACAACUUAGCAACACUUUACAAUACAAUGUAAAUGGUACAUAAUGACAUAUA
Messenger RNA from Owenia fusiformis, 2758 nucleotides. NCBI's taxonomy places the organism in Eukaryota, Metazoa, Annelida, Polychaeta, Sabellida, Oweniidae. The record is from the annotation of a GenBank genome assembly.